Dentiscutata erythropus is the source of this 1089-nucleotide messenger RNA. The record is from the annotation of a GenBank genome assembly. Lineage: Eukaryota; Fungi; Glomeromycota; Glomeromycetes; Diversisporales; Gigasporaceae.
AUGGGCGGUGUAAUAAACUCUCAACUUGAUUCUAAUUUUUUUUAUUUCGAUUUUUCACUUCCUUUUGAUGUUUUAUCACCAUCUAAAAACUUAACUUCGAUACCUGUUAAUAAUGCAUGGGGAACUGCAUCUGUUGGAGGAAUACAUAUAUCGGAAAUCUUUUUAUUUGGUGGGAUAAUGACGAAUAAAAAUAAUAAUAGUUUAAGCAAAAAUUUAGUAUAUUGUUAUGAUACAUUUAAUCAUACUUGGACUGCUCCAGAAAUUUCAGGAACUCAACCAUUAGGACGUAGAGAAGCCACUUCUACUUUUAAUCCUAAUAAUGGGUGGAUAUUUAUUUUUGGUGGAGCACCCGUCCAACCCUCCAAUCGUACUUUAUUUUUUAACGAUUUUAUAAUAUUGGAUUCAGUUGAAUUAUCUUGGGUUAAUUUUGAUCCACCUCCAAAUGGUCCAACAAGAAGGGCUUCUCAUACUGCAACACUUAAUACGAAUGGCUAUAUCGUUAUUAUUGGUGGAACUGAGAUGACUGAUAACCUUACUCUUCGAGAUGUUGACAUUAAUCAGAUUUGGUUAUAUGAUAUGAAUUCGGGGAAAUGGAUGAACCAAACUGCUGGAGGUGAUAAUGUUGGUGCACGUGGUGGCCAUACAGCUGUUUUAGACUCCAAUGGAAACAUUAUAGUCUAUGGUGGUAGUAAUGUUAACAAUAUAAGAUCCACACCGGAUCUUAUAAUACUUAAUGUUGCAACAUAUAAAUGGUCUGCACCAUCAAUCUCAUCAGAAAAUGCACCACCUCCACUCACUUAUCAUACGGCUGCUAUUUUUAAAGACUAUAUGAUUAUAUCAAAUGGUAACAUAACAAACGAUUUUUCUGGACCGUUAAGUUCCAAUUCAAAAAUGUUUCUGUUUGAUAUAAAUUCUCAAAAAUGGGUUGAAUCAUAUAUUCCACAUUCAGAUUCCAUUAUAAUUGAAAUUAUUCAAAUUACCGGAUUUGUUGUACAUGCAGUAGUAGUUAUGGGAUUAGCAAUUGUUUAUCUUUUUAAUUGUAUAGGAUCUAAAAAUAAAAAGAAGCGUGAUUCAACUAAAGAACUGUAA